Molecule: messenger RNA, 3561 nt
Organism: Prosopis cineraria
Lineage: Eukaryota; Viridiplantae; Streptophyta; Magnoliopsida; Fabales; Fabaceae
Product: auxin response factor 4-like
Biological process (GO): response to hormone; regulation of DNA-templated transcription
Cellular component (GO): nucleus
Molecular function (GO): protein binding; DNA binding; 2 iron, 2 sulfur cluster binding
Source: RefSeq, a predicted model, not a curated record
AGGACAAGGUAACGGGACGUGAGAUAUGUAAAAAGAAGACGGUGCGUGGACUCCUGAAAGCUUCCUGACUCACUGAGUCCUAACAACUAACAACGCGCCUACCAUUGUUGCUCCAUCCUUUUCAUCCGAUUUCAAUCCCGCUCCCACGUAUCUAGAUUCUAGACCCCCUUUCAAUUUAUCACCUCCCUCCCCGACCUCUGUUAAUCUCCCUGCUACCACAAUUACCAACCUCAUCGGCUUCACUGAGUUGUCAGAUUUUUGUUUACAAACCCCCCGUGUUUGAUUGUCCAUGCAUGGUAUGAAAUGCGGAUUCACCAUAAAAAAGGGCCCCUUCUUCAAUCUUUACUAUUCGUUUCUGAACGGGGAAAAAUGGUAUUCGGUGUUUCUGAGCUGAAUGAAAACCCCCUUUUGUCUUGGUGGAGGGCCUCCCCCCCGCAGUGAAGGGAAUUAUUAGCAGAGAAAAGAUAAAGGCGAGGCAUAGCAAAGGAGACGGGGGUGGGGUGUGUGUGGGUUCUGUACUGUCAAAGCCUGUCCCCCCCACCCUACACAGUCACCCCCCCUUCCUCUCGAACAGUCGAAGUCGGUAAGUCCAAAAGCCACUACCGCAUUGGCUUUUCUCGCCUUUUGUUUCUGUGCUUCCUGUGCAUUUGUCCAUGUCUGUUGCUCCUGCUCCCUCUACUCAGUACCUGCAAAUGGGCGAGGAAUCAUACUUUGAAUUUCUUGUUCUUAUUUGACGCUGUUUUCCACCCCCCCCCCGGAGGGGGGGUUUUAUAACUUUGUGGUGCCCUCCAUAUAUGAAUUCCUUUAUGUGAUUUGACCCUCCUUUCCAUUUUAUAUAGUUUUCACUUUCCGGAUGUUCUUUUUAAUCACCCUCGCUCGCUUUCCUUCCUUCCCUCCUUGCAACUUUUAAUAUUCUGUUACUUGUUCUGCUUCCGUUGUGUCUCGCCAGAGCUGCGCUGGGUGUUCAUGGAAAUUGAUCUGAACCAUGCAGUGACUGAGGUCGAGAAGAAUGCCUUCUGCGAUGGGCGCUGUGAGCAAGGCACUUGUGCUUCGUGUUUCUCUUCUUCCACUUCUUCCUCUCCCAACUCGCCUUCACCUCGCGUCUCUUCUUCUUAUCUCGAACUCUGGCAUGCUUGUGCCGGCCCCCUCACCUCCCUCCUAAAGAAAGGAAAUGUAGUGGUCUACUUUCCCCAGGGUCAUCUUGAACAGCUUGCCUCUUUCUCUCCUUUCUCGCCCGGUGACAUGCCCACCUGUGACCUUCAACCGCAAAUCUUCUGCAGCGUCGUCAACGUCCAGCUUCUUGCCAACAAGGAGAAUGAUGAGGUUUAUACACAGGUUACUUUGCUUCCCCAGACAGAGUUAGCAGGAAUGCACUUGGAGGGCCAAGAACUUGAGAAAUUGGGAGCAUAUGAGGAGGGAAAUGGAGGAUUACCCGCAAAAUCAACCCCUCACAUGUUCUGCAAAACGCUUACUGCUUCUGAUACUAGCACUCACGGGGGGUUCUCCGUUCCUCGCAGGGCUGCUGAAGACUGUUUUCCUCCUUUGGAUUAUAAGCAGCAAAGACCCUCCCAAGAGCUUGUUGCAAAAGACCUUCACGGAGUAGAGUGGAAAUUUCGCCAUAUUUACAGAGGUCAGCCAAGGCGGCACUUGCUCACAACUGGCUGGAGUAUUUUUGUCAGCCAAAAGAAUCUUGUAUCUGGCGAUGCAGUACUUUUUCUGAGAGGUGAAAGUGGAGAACUGAGAUUGGGAAUCAGGAGAUCUGUUCGACCUAGAAAUGGUCUUCCAGAGUCAAUUAUUGGUGAUCAGAAUUGCUAUCCUAAUUUCCUGUCUGCAGUGGCUAAUGCCGUAUCCACCAAAAGCGUGUUUCAUGUUUUCUACAGCCCAAGGGCAAGUCAUGCAGAUUUUGUUGUCCCUUACCAGAAAUAUGUCAAAAGCAUCAAGAAUCCAAUGACCAUUGGGACAACAUUCAAGAUGAAAUUUGAAAUGGAUGAAUCUUCUGAAAGAAGGUGCAAUGGUGGUAUAGUGACUGGAAUGCGUGAUUUGGAUCCCUACAGAUGGCCUAAAUCAAAAUGGAGGUGCUUGAUGGUAAGAUGGGAUGACGAAAUUGCUACUAAUCAUCAAGAUCGAAUUUCUCCAUGGGAGAUUGAACCUUCUGUUUCUCUCCCGCCCUUUAGCAUCCAGUCAUCCCCAAGACUAAAGAAAUUGCGGACAGGUCUGCAAACUGCCACUUCAAGUCACCUCAUGACCGGAGGUGGCAGUGCAUUUAUGGACUUUGAGGAGUCCGUAAUAUCACCCAAGGUCUUGCAAGGUCAAGAAAAUACAGGUUUUGCAUCAUACUAUUUUGGGCGUGAUGCAUUGAAGAACCAGCCAGAUUUUGAGAUGAGUCCUCCCAGUCAUCCAAAUCUUGCAUCCACUGGAUUAAGAAAGGCUGCUGCUGCUGAGCUUAUGAGGGUUCACCCUUCUAGUUAUGCAGGCUUCGCUGAGACUAACAAGUUUCUAAGGGUCUUGCAAGGUCAAGAAAUAUGUCCACUGCAAUCUCUGAAAGGAAAGGCUGAUUUUAACCUUGGGGUUUGGAGUAAACCCAAUGCCAGUUGCACAACUUUGAACCAACGACAGGCAUCCAAAACCAACUUUGACACUUUAGGAUCAGAAGACCUUCAAACUGCUUAUUUUCCUUUCGGUGACAUUCACAGAGCUGGUCAAAGCAGCCUGUUUUGCUCUAAAUCUGCAAAUUUCCUGAGAGAGGAUGUCCACGCUCCUUCCACUCAGGCAGAGCUCACAUUAAAGGAAGUUGGACGGUCAGAACUCUCAAACAAGGACAAACUGCAGGGCAGUUUUUCUGCUGCUGCUUCUUUAGAAGCAAGUCUAAGGAUUUCAAAUGACGAUAAUUAUGAGGGGAAGGUAACUGCCUGUAAACUAUUUGGGUUUCCCUUUAGGGAAGGCAACUCUCUGAACUUGCAGGGCUCUGCUAAAAGGAGUUGCACAAAGGUUCACAAGCAAGGUAGCUUAGUUGGAAGAGCCAUUGACCUCUCAAGACUGAGCAGCUACAGUGACCUGUUGAGUGAACUAGAGCGACUGUUUGGCAUGGAAGGCCUUAUAAAGGAUCCUGAUAAAGGAUGGAGUCUGUACACCGAUAGUGAAGAUGACAUUAUGGUUGUAGGGGAUGACCCGUGGCAUGAGUUCUGCAGUGUAGUGUCUAAGAUCCAUAUAUAUACCCAAGUAGAAGUCGAGAAGAUGACAAUUGGGAUGAUUACUGAUGAUACUCACAGCUGUUUGGAACAGGCACCAGGGGUAAUGGAGGCUUCCAAGUCCUCAUCUGUGGGCCAGCCAGAUUCUUCUCCUACAGAAGUUAGAGUCUGAGGCUCAGGGUUGUCUUGGAUCCUAAGUAUAUGUUGGAAUCGUUCCAUGUAAUUUAAUCAUUCCCGCAUAUGAUCGUGAUUUGAUUAUCUUCUUUUGAGCUCUUAAGCCCUAACCAAGCAGACCAAAGUUCCUGAAUAAGGGCAGAUUGUGUGAGCACUAUGUAUUGGCAAACCAUUACUGCCUAAGUCUUAUUUUGCAUGC